CCAAUCAUGUGUAUGUCAUAUUCAAAAAAUGGCGUCUGGUAUAAAAAGAAAACAGAAAUUGGUUGAUAUCGGAAGCGAUUCGGAUAAUGAAACGGAAAAGAAUGCAAAACAUGCAAAAAUCAAAUCAGAAACACCACGGUUGUGUCCAUACUUGGAUACGAUUAAUCGACAAUUUUUAGAUUUUGAUUUUGAAAAAUUAUGUUCUGUAUCGUUGUCAAGGAUCAAUGUAUAUGCCUGUCUGGUUUGUGGCAAAUAUUUUCAAGGGAGGGGGACUAACACUCAUGCUUAUACACAUAGUGUAGCAGAGAGUCAUCACGUAUUUCUCAAUCUGCAUACAUUAAAAUUUUAUUGUUUACCAGAUAAUUACGAAAUUGUGGAUUCAUCAUUGGAUGACAUUAAAUAUGUAUUAUAUCCAACUUUUGACAAAGCACAAAUAGCCCAAUUAGAUAAGUGUGACAGACAGAGUAGAGCAAUUGAUGGCUCUAUGUAUUCACCAGGCAUAGUGGGAUUGAAUAAUAUAAAAGCAAAUGAUUACUGCAAUGUUAUUUUACAAGCGCUUUCACAUGUUACACCUUUGAGAGAUUUUUUCUUAAGAGAAUCUAAUUAUUCCCAUGUAAGAAGACCACCUGGUGAUUCAUCUUAUCUCUUGGUACAAAGAUUUGGAGAGCUUAUGCGCAAAUUAUGGAAUCCACGUAAUUUUAAAGCACACGUGAGCCCUCAUGAGAUGCUGCAGGCUGUAGUUUUAUGGAGUAAAAAAAGAUUUCAAUUCACAGAACAAGGUGAUCCGGUGGACUUUUUAUCAUGGUUCUUAAAUGCUCUUCAUUUGGCACUAAAUGGUACUAAAAAGCGUGAUUCAAGUAUCAUUUAUAAAACAUUCUUAGGACAUAUGCGGAUAUAUACACGAAAAAUACCGCCAUUAGAACUAGAAGAGAGCCAAAGAAGUGAACUGUUGCACACAGUAGAAUAUGGUGAAACUGUGACGGAAAGUCCGUUCUUAUAUCUUACUUGCGAUCUCCCGCCGCCUCCAUUAUUCAAAGAUCAAUUCACGGAGAACAUUAUUCCACAAGUGAAUUUAUACACACUGUUAAACAAAUUUAAUGCCAUCACUGAAAAAGAAUAUAAGACCUAUAAGGAAAAUUUCAUGAAAAGAUUUGAGAUUACUGAACUGCCACCUUAUCUUAUACUUUAUAUAAAAAGAUUUACGAAAAAUACAUUUUUUGUCGAGAAAAAUCCAACAAUUGUGAAUUUUCCCGUUAAAAAUGUUGAUUUUGGAGAUAUUUUAACACCGGAAAUAAAGGCGAAGCAUCCAUAUACAACAUAUGAUUUAGUAGCCAAUAUAGUACACGACGGUGAGCCUGGUCAAGGAACAUACCGAGUUCAUAUUUUGCAUAGAGCCACUGGUCAGUGGUAUGAGAUGCAAGAUUUACAUGUCACCCAAAUUUUGCCCCAAAUGAUUACUCUCACCGAAGCAUAUAUACAGAUUUAUGAAUUAAGGAAAGACGCGCACAUGGAAAAUGGUGACAAUAAAACCAAGCAAACAUGAUGUUUUAAAUAAAAAUCUUGAAAUAUAUAAUUUACAUUUUGUAUAUAUAGA
Messenger RNA from Formica exsecta, 1594 nucleotides. It is a transcript of the gene Usp39, whose product is annotated as U4/U6.U5 tri-snRNP-associated protein 2. NCBI's taxonomy places the organism in Eukaryota, Metazoa, Arthropoda, Insecta, Hymenoptera, Formicidae. The coding region runs from base 29 to 1543 and encodes 504 amino acids. Gene Ontology annotation, biological process: protein deubiquitination; mRNA processing; spliceosomal complex assembly. The record is from RefSeq and is a predicted model, not a curated record. The transcript is spliced from 9 exons. Gene Ontology annotation, molecular function: zinc ion binding; cysteine-type deubiquitinase activity.